GUGCUGUAAAGGCUAGGAUGCAAAAAUGGAUGAUGAAUUUUGUCUGGCGGAAGAACAAUAUCAUGAACUUAGUGAUACAAAACAAUGGGAAAAGAAUUCAUGUUCACUUGGAAAGAGUGAGACGGAAGAUGUUUUUUCAUCCCAGGAGAGCUCAUCCACAACCAGCACAGAGAGAAAACUGAAUCCUCAAGCCAUCACCAGGAGGUGUGACUUUAAAGAUAACCCACACUUACUACAAGUUCCAAGAGUGGAGGAUGAUGAUGUUGAUAUCACACUGUGCCAGUUUGACAGACAUGCUCCAGGAAGGAUUUCUACUUCUCCAACUUUGAGGAGGCUACGGAGCAGUACGUCAUCAGUGUCUCAAGUAUCACCACUCCAAGAUAGCCCUGAGAGCAGUCCAUUGUCACAAACCAAUUCUUUAAUUUCUGUUAGCCAACAUUCUCUCAUAUGUUCUCAAAGUUGCUCUUCCUCUUACCCCAGCCUCUGCAACAAUUCACUGUCAAACACGCCAUCCAAUGACUCUAUAUCAUUUCAACCACACAUUAAAUAUGAUUUCUGUGAUGGUCAAACGCCACAAUAUACAAUGGAGAACAACCCUUCUUUCUGUUCUGAGGAAAAUCAGAAUUCUCAGGAAUAUGACCAGGAAUUAGAUUUACAUAAACCCAGUAGUCAAUAUAGCUCACCAGAACGCAGGCAUAGUUCAGUGGUGGUGAGUUUGCCUGGAUUUGAAAUGUUCCCAGGAGACCUGUUGAUAUCAGACAGUGCAGCAAAAUUCCUCUAUCAUCCAGCAUCUCUACAAAGCUCAGAGUCCAAAAAGCCCAGGUGGCCAUUUGCUAAAAGAGGAACUAGUAAAUACAAACAAAAACAAAUAUCAGACUUGGAAAAUUAUCUUUCAACUCUCACUAUCAAGAUGUCGAAAUGUGAUGACUAUGAAUUUCACAGUGUCAAGAGUAAGACUUGGCAAGAAAUCAUGGAGAUGUAUCAGCUUCAACCAGGAGCCACUGAUGAUCGGUUAGAUGCAAAAAAGAAAGAAGCAGUAUGGGAACUUUUCACAACUGAAUGUACAUAUUUUCUUGAUCAUCUAAUGGUUCUCAAAAUGGUAUUUAUGGAUACCUUGCAGAAGCUGCAAAGCAAGGCAUUCCUCCUUGAUGUAGAUUCUGGACUUCUUUUUGCAAACCUGGAAGAGUUAAAUCAGGUGAGCCUGAACUUUGUGACCAGUUUCUUUACUGCUAUAAAGGAGCACAUCAACAAACUAACACCAUCCAUAGAUUUCAUGGCCAUUCUCAGCAAGUCUUUCCAAGGCAACCUGUGCCAGAGCCAUCAAGUAUACUGCCUAAAUUACACCUCUGCUAUCUUUUACUUGGAAAAACUGAAGAAAAGAGAAGACUUUGGGAUAUAUUUAAAAUGGUGUGAACAGAACAAGCACUGCAAACGGCUCCAUCUCUCAGAAUUGCUAGUUGCACCUUUACACAAAUUAACCCGUUAUCCCCUCCUCUUGAAGAACAUCUGGAAAAACUCUGAGACAGCAGAGAAAGCAAUAAUUGAUUCCCUGAAGGAAAGAGUGGAAAAAUCUAUACGAGAUUUAGAAGGGAAAGUGAAAUGGUUGGACAGCUUCCAGAAAUUUAAGCAGCUUCAGGAAAUUAUAAUUUGGCCUUCACUUUGGGAUCAAGACAAACGAUUUUUUGUUCCUGAGGGUCUCAAGAACAUGCUAAAGGACAAUCCCAAUGAAAACAUCUUGUCGCCAAUGAAGAGAUCCCUUGUUCAUGAGGGCAGAUUAACUCUUUCAGAACAUAUGAGGCUUACUGAUGUCUACUUGUUUCUAUUUGAUGAUCUGCUAUUGAUUACGAAACCUAAUCGGCAGAAAAAGAAAUCUGGAGGUUCUGAUUUGAGUGUAAUCCCUGCCUGCCCUUUCUUUUCUUUGGAGUUGCAGUCUUUGCUUGAAGAAGGCAAUUCUUAUCUGGUGCUUGAUCAGCCAAUUCCAUUAGAUAGACUGAUUGUAAGAAAUAUUGAUUCAUUCCACAUAACAGCUUUUGGACUACGAAAUGCUUUUCUAAUACAGCAUGAAAAUAGGUAUCGGCAGUGCAUAGCCGCCUUCUUACUACAAGCACAGACUGAUUCUCUCAAGAAAACAUGGCUGUCCGAAAUUGAAACUGCAAUCUCAGAGUGUACUAAGAAACACAAUUCUUCUCAACCACCAUUUUCCCAUUCAUCUGCUGAAUCAUCUGAAAUUUAGUUGUGGAACUGAUGGGCCUUGGAACAAGCUUUCUUCUUUUAUAGCAAAAUGUUUUAAAUAUUCAGGUUUUUUUUCUGACAGUAAGGAAAGUUAAUUCCUGGCUAGCAGACCUACCCAGCACAUAGAAUAAUAGAAUCCAAGUGUUGGAAGAGAUCUCAUGAGCCAUCCGGUCCAACCCCCUACCACGAAGCAGGAACAUCGCACUGAAAGCAUCCCUGACAGAUGGCCAUCCAGCCUCUGUU
Messenger RNA from Anolis sagrei ordinatus, 2475 nucleotides. It is a transcript of the gene PLEKHG7, whose product is annotated as pleckstrin homology and RhoGEF domain containing G7. Gene Ontology annotation, biological process: Rho protein signal transduction. Gene Ontology annotation, molecular function: guanyl-nucleotide exchange factor activity. The record is from RefSeq and is a predicted model, not a curated record. NCBI's taxonomy places the organism in Eukaryota, Metazoa, Chordata, Lepidosauria, Squamata, Anolidae.